This is a messenger RNA of Prorocentrum cordatum, 516 nucleotides long. The record is from the annotation of a GenBank genome assembly. Lineage: Eukaryota; Dinophyceae; Prorocentrales; Prorocentraceae.
GGCAGGAUGCGAGGCAGCGCAGCCGUCCGCGACGCAGGGCAGUUCGACCGCGCGGUGUCCACCGAGGAUGUCGAGUCUAGCCUCUCCGACGCCGUCGAGGACACCUUCGGUGACGGCGCCGCCGCUGCCAGCCACCGCGGGUGCAUCCAGGCCAGCGUGGGGCAGGCCUGCCGGAAGCUGCCCAAGCACUCGGCAGGGAGGCUUGGGCCGCAGGCGACGCGCCACAGCAUGCGCCGCUGCUCUGCCAAGGAGCACGGCUGGCUCGCCAACGGCCUCGAGCACCACGGUAUGCAGAAGAACAUGUCAUGGGCGCACGAGGUCGACCUCCUCGCGCUCAUGGGGGAGCUCCUCGAGGCACGCCACGCCAGGCAUGCGCUGUCGCCCGGCGACGUCGUGGCGAGGGCCGCGACUCUGGAGAUGCUGCUCGUGAGCGAGUCGCUGGGCCUGCCCCAGACUGCGCACGCGCUGAACGAGUGCGCCGUGGCGGACAACAUCGACGCCCACGCUCUGCGCCAC